This is a messenger RNA of Oppia nitens, 793 nucleotides long. Its product is annotated as motile sperm domain-containing protein 2-like. The transcript has a single exon. The coding region runs from base 71 to 793 and encodes 240 amino acids. The record is from RefSeq and is a predicted model, not a curated record. NCBI's taxonomy places the organism in Eukaryota, Metazoa, Arthropoda, Arachnida, Sarcoptiformes, Oppiidae.
ACGUGAAAAAUUUUUAUCGAUAGUUAAUAACCAGUCGAGUCGUGAAUUGUUUGACCCGAAAGAUACGGAAAUGGUUGGCCAUAAGGACUGGUGGAUCGAACGGUUCCUAUUGGACACCAAUAACCGAGAGGACGAAGCACUCGACCGAUUGGUCUCAACAAUGAAAUGGCGUAAACAGUCGGGUGUCAACCAAUUGACCGCCCGAUCAUUUCCCGCUGAAAUGUACCGAAUCGGUGGUUUGGUUAGGUUUUGUCGGGAUCGCAACGAUCGACCGGUGCUAUGGAUACAAACGUUCAGACACCGGCCGUGCAGCCAGUGGUCAGCACUGGCCAAACAAUUUAUUGUCUAUCAACUGGAACUUAUUGAUCGGGAGUCCAUUAGUCACUCGGGUUGGUCAAUGAUUGCCGAUACUAGUCAACUAUCUAUGGCCAACAUGGACAUCGGGUACAGUAAUUUUAUGAUCAAUUGUUUGCAACAGCACUAUCCGGGAGGUGUCCGCUAUUUGUUGAACAUUGAUUUACCGUGGUAUAUGAAUCUGGCCGUUGCGGUAAUUAUCGGUUUUAUGGACCAACAUCUACGUAGUAUUUAUCGAUCGGUUACCAGUGAGGAACUAACCGAUUAUUUAUCGGCCGAUUCGAUACCUGUACGAUUGGGCGGUAAUUAUAACCGAUCAUUGAUUACGGUUCCCGAUGGUGUCCAAACAUUAGCCGAUGGAUUUGGCCAUAUGUUUACCCGAAAACAAAUUGCCGAUAUUCAGGAAACAUUUGUCGAUGAAUUAAAUGAAAGUAAUUAA